CUUCCCGUACGAAAGCAGGGCGAGUGCAUCAUGCUGGGUCUUAUCGUCUGCUUUUAUUUAAGAUAUUAAAAGAAUGGAAACGCGUGAAAUGUGAAAGAUAGACAGCAAACUCCGUGCGAAUAAGUGUCCUAGAGAAACUGAGCAUCGGCUGCUGUAGUUGACGGAGUUGAGAAACGCGUCACACCCCGUAUUAUUGUGGAGCAGCAGCUUUAAGGCUGGAGUUUAAGUCCUUCACUUUGUGGAGAAUCAGCACCGGCUACACCUGCGGGUCCAUCCGACCUUCUUUCAGAGCAAGAGCCAAUGGCACCAGCAGGCGAGGUAGACGUCAACGGAUGUGAUGGAGAUGAAGGAGAAGCUGAUGCCAUCGCAAAUGCAAGCCUACUGGCCGGGUUCAGUGAAAGCGCAGAGAUCAAGGCCCUUCUCGCUAGCCUGCCGGACCUGCAUGAGGACAGUGUGAGCAGGGAGACUGGAACAGAGAGGUUCUUGGUUAUAAUGGACCGUUAUCAGGAGCAGCCGCAUCUUCUGGACUCUCACCUAGAAUGGAUGCUGAACAUGCUGUUGAAACUCAUCCGGGAUGAGAAAUCUCCCCCUCUGCUUGUUCAUUUAGGCUUUAAAUUUCUCUACAUCAUCUCAAAGGUGAGAGGCUACAAGACCUUCAUGCAGCUUUUCCCACAUGAGGUGGCUGAUAUGCAGCCAGUUCUGGAUCUGUUGUGCAGGCAGGAUCCAAAGGACACAGAGACAUGGGAGACUCGUUACAUGCUUCUCCUGUGGCUCUCCAUGACCUGCCUCAUUCCGUUUGACCUCUCUCGUCUGGACGGCCAUCUGAACUCUGAACCUGGACUAAAUAGAGAACCUAUCAUGGACCGUAUCCUGGCUGUGGCCAAGACUUAUCUUCGAGUCAGUGACAAAUCGAGGGAUGCCGCAUCAGUACUUGUCUCAAAGUUUGUGACCCGGCCAGAUGUGAAGCAGAAGCGGCUAGGUGAUUUCCUUGACUGGACCCUCACGACAAUAUCUCAGGCCAGUGACCUGACCAUGGAGGGAACUGUGACCCUGGAUGGAGCUUUACAGUCUCUAGCCCAGCUCUUCAAGCAUGGCAAGCGAGAGGACUUCCUGCAGUAUGCUCCCACUGUGCUUCAGUGCCUGGACCAGAAGAAGAUAGCGGAAAGCAGCCUGGCCAUGCUGAGGAAACUAGGAGUGAAGGUGGUGCAGAGACUAGGUCUAACCUUUCUUAAACCCCGCCUGGCUAAGUGGAGGUACCAGAGAGGAAGCCGCUCUCUGGCUGUGAACCUUGCGCAGUCCACAGCUGCAGGAAAAGUGUUGGAUGCAAAACCUGAGCUGGAGUCUGGAAGCCGAGAGGAGGAUUACGACAUACCUGAGGAGGUGGAAAACGUCAUUGAACAACUGCUGGGGGGAUUGAAAGACAAGGAGACAAUAGUGCGCUGGUCUGCAGCUAAAGGUAUUGGGAGAGUGACUGGAAGGCUGCCCAAGGAGUUGGCAGAUGAGGUUGUUGGCUCAGUCUUGGACUGUUUCAGCUUUCAGGAGACCGACAAUGCAUGGCAUGGGGGCUGCCUUGCCCUUGCAGAACUGGGCCGCAGAGGAUUGCUGCUUCCUUCACGACUGUCGGAUGUUGUGCCAGUGAUCCUGAAGGCUCUAACAUAUGAUGAGAAGCGAGGAGCCUGCAGUUUGGGCUCAAACGUCCGGGACGCUGCCUGCUAUGUUUGCUGGGCUUUUGCUCGUGCCUACGACCCCAGCGAGCUGAAACCAUACGUCAACCAGAUCGCCAGUGCGCUGGUGAUCACAGCCAUUUUUGACCGCAAUGUCACAUGUAGGAAGGCUGCCUCAGCUGCUUUCCAAGAAAACGUAGGCAGGCAGGGCACAUUCCCCCAUGGUAUAGAUAUCUUAACAGCUGCAGAUUACUUCGCUGUUGGGAACCUGAAUAACUGCUACCUGACGAUCAGCGUCUAUAUAGCAGGCUUUGAGGAGUACACAAAGCCAAUGAUUGACCACUUGGUGUCCAGGAAAAUCAACCACUGGGAUGGAGUGAUCCGUGAUCUGGCCACUAAAGCUCUGCACAACCUGACCCCACAGGCCCCGGAUUACAUGGCCAAAACAGUUGUUCCACAGCUUUUGUCAAUGGCAACAGGAAUGGACCUGCAUGGCCGUCAUGGGGCGAUACUGGCUUGUGCUGAGAUCACUCACGCCCUCUAUAAAGUGGGAGCUGAGAGCAACAGGCCAGUCACAGACUUACUAUCCUCAGACUCCAUCCAGGGUCUCAAGGGCAUUCACCAGAAGCUGUCUGACAGAAAGCAGUACAGGGGUUUUGGUGGAGAAUUAAUGAGACCAGCAGUCUGUGCACUUAUUGAAAAGCUGUCCCUCUCCAAGAUGCCCUUUAAAGAAGACCCUGUCAUAAGUGGAUGGCAGUCGCUGAUAGACGACAGUCUGAGUGGCAAGCAGAGCAUCCAGGAGGCUGCAGUAUCAGCUCUAGCUGCUCUGUGUGAGGAAUACUACCAGCUCCAACCAGGGGUGGCUGAUACACACAUGCAAGAGCAGUUGGUGAGUCAGUAUCUGGCAGCACUGAGGAGUCCGGAGGUUUUGACCCGCUGUGGCUGUGCUCUGGCUCUGGGCUCUCUUCCACGCUUCAUGAUCCACAGUAAACUCCAGCAGAUUUUAGACAGCCUCCAGGAAGCCUGUAGAAUGACACAGAAGGAAGGUUUCGCAGAAGCCAGGAGAGACGCAGCCACAGCGAUGGCCCGGGUGUGUGUAACAGCAGGAGUGUGUGCUCAGGGCAGUCCAGACAGCGCUGUGUGUGAGAAAAAUGUGACCGCCGUGUAUGAAGCGCUGCUGGACUGCAUGAACGACUACAUCACAGACAGCCGAGGGGACGUGGGGGCCUGGGUUCGGGCGGCAGCUAUGACAGGCUUGCUUGACCUGACUCUGCAGGUGGCUGGAUCUGCACCUGAGCUCCUGUCUCCUGCCAUUUGCCAGAGGAUGAUGUGCUGUCUGGCCCAGCAAGCUGCAGAGAAGAUUGACCGCUAUAGAGCCCACGCGGGCAGUGUGUUCCUCCAGCUGCUCCAUAGCACACAGCCUGUAGUACCUCACAUCCCCCACAGGGAGGAGCUUCUGAGCAUCUUCCCUCCGCACAGUGCAGAGUCUCUGAACUGGAAUGCAGCGUCUCAGGCUUUCCCUCACGUUUCCCAGCUCUUGCGACUGCCAGUCUACCAGUACCACACGUUGCUGGGCCUGGCUGUGUCUGUGGGUGGCCUCACCGAGACCACGGUGCGUUAUUCCUCCCACUCUCUGUUUGAGCACCUCAAGGGCAUUCAGCAGGACAGUGCAGCCCUGCUGCAGUUUGGAGACACUCUCCUGCGUAUCUUCAGAGACAACCUCCACAAUGACAGAGUGUCUGUCCCCUUUUUGAAGAUGCUGGACCAAAUCCUGGCUAACAGUUGCUUUGAGCUCUUUGUCAGUGUGGAGAAUCACCCGUUCUGUGUGGAGUUGUUGUCACUGUGUAAAGAGGAGAUUAAGAAAUCGAAAGACAUUCAGAAACUGCGCUCCUGCGUAGCAGUGUACUGUGGGCUCAUCCUGUUUCAGGGUGAUGUAAGGAAGAAGAUUUUGGUGCAGUUGAUGAUGUUGCUGUGUCACCCUUUCCCUGUGAUCAGAAAGGCCACUGCCAGUCAGGUGUAUGAGAUGCUGCUGACCUAUGACGAUGUCAUAGAUGCAGCAGUGCUGGAUGACGUCAUGACCGUGCUGAGUGACACUAACUGGGAGAGUGACCUCACCACAGUGCGUUCACACCGGAACCAGCUCUGCGAUUGGCUGGGAGUGCCACGACCCACUGUGCUGGCCAAGAGUCCAGCCCAGUAGCUGUGUCCAGCCAACAUGAAGCUGCAGCUUCUGGACAUCUGUCAUCUUGUGACACACUUCCACUCCUCCACACUGCACCUCCUUUCUUUUUCUCUUCUGAUCAGCCGGGUUUGUCGUGUUAGAUAACAUUCUGAUUGAUGUUGAACGCCAGGCUGUAUUUUCAACCUCUAACAUGUUACUGUCAAUAAACAAAAGGACAGAUGUGUUCAUA
This is a messenger RNA of Pygocentrus nattereri (red-bellied piranha), 4075 nucleotides long. It is a transcript of the gene tbcd, whose product is annotated as tubulin folding cofactor D. The transcript has 40 exons. Gene Ontology annotation, molecular function: beta-tubulin binding; GTPase activator activity. The coding region runs from base 301 to 3864 and encodes 1187 amino acids. Lineage: Eukaryota; Metazoa; Chordata; Actinopteri; Characiformes; Serrasalmidae. The record is from RefSeq and is a predicted model, not a curated record. Gene Ontology annotation, biological process: adherens junction assembly; post-chaperonin tubulin folding pathway; tubulin complex assembly. Gene Ontology annotation, cellular component: lateral plasma membrane.